AUGUCCUUAUGCUUCAUCCCAAACAGCCUGGCCAGGCAGAGGACCCUUGAGGAUGAAGAAGAGCAGCAAAGAGAGCGCCGGCGAAGGCACCGGAACCUGUUGUCCUCCACAUCAAUGGAUGAAGAACCUCCCAGCCCUGUGAAAGGCACCAGCCCAGCUCCCAGCAGACCUCAAACCCUGGUGAAGAAAGAGCGUAAGCUCUCGGUAGUGCUGAAGACACAAGAAGGGAGACGAACAAGGUCCCCGAUGGCAGUCUCUGGAAAGCUGAGGCAGGAGAAGGAGCAUCAGGAGCCAGGGGUGGGAGUGAGCCGUGCAGAGGCAGGGGGACAGCCAUGCACGGGGCAGGAGAGCAUCCAGGCUGGACAGCGGGAUCGGGAUGCGGCCAAGGGCAGAGGGAACCCACCAGGAGACCGACACUGGGAGCCGGCCGUGGAGACGAAGGUGGUGGUGAGGACACAGCUCCAGGACAAGGAAGGACAAGGUGUGGGGUCUCCUCGGGGGGAGCAGAGAAGGGAGGUGCAGGAGCUGGGGGGCUGCCGGCUCCGUGAGGUCAAGAUCCUGACCAGGCAAGGGAGCCGCAGCGUGGAGGAGAAGACAACCUCGGUGGCAACCUCAUCCCUGGACCAGCAGCAGCCAUCCAGGAAUCCCUCAAAGGAGGCAACACAGCUGUCUUCCACCCAAGAGGAACCUGCAGAGAAGUCAGAUACUUUUCCAACACAGAUCACCUACAGCAGCUCCAUCAGACGAACCAGCCCAAGAACUGUCUCUUUCCGGGUGAUCUCAAGAAAACAGAAAGAAGAAAGCCAAAGCCCUCUCACAAGGAGUGCAAGCAUGAGGAUCCCGGGUAGCAGCAGCACCAUUGGGGAGAAGCUGGAAAAGUACAACUCGGCCGUGCAGCGCUCGGAGGUGGUGAAAUCAUCCCCGGCUGUUCAGAAGAGCCUCCUGCUCUCGGAGGGGGUGGCGAGCAAGCGCAGCUUCUUCGAGGCGACCGCUCCCGGCAAGGCUGAGCCGCUCGCUGCCAGGAAGGACAACCUGAAGAUCCCAGGAUCAGUGACGUCCCGCAUUAAUCUGUGGAUCAGCCGAGCUCAGGAGCCUGCCAAGGAGGAGAAGAGCAAGGACAUCAGGAAAAUAAACAGCCUGCCAAGCCGUGAUGUCUGGGUAAAGCAGCCUGGAGACACCUCUGGAGACACCAAGGUAGACACAGAGCUGCUUUGA
Molecule: messenger RNA, 1215 nt
Organism: Nestor notabilis (Kea)
Lineage: Eukaryota; Metazoa; Chordata; Aves; Psittaciformes; Psittacidae
Gene: LAD1
Product: ladinin 1
Exons: 9
Coding region: 1-1215 (404 amino acids)
Molecular function (GO): structural molecule activity
Source: RefSeq, a predicted model, not a curated record